AAAAGCAGCGCGAACAUUUCACCUUCACAGUAUUACCUCAGUGGGUGUUGUAUGAACGCACGGUAGUAUAUCGAUUGCAGUUUCUGGCCCAGAUGGAGUACCAGCCGCGAUAAUCAUGAACAUAUAGAAUCACUCAGACAGCCACCCCCAGAGUGUCCGUUACCGGAACAUGCCGUGCAGAGUUGGGCGGCUCAUCCCCGCUGCCUUAUCUUCUUCUGUACGGCUUAGCGUGUAUUUGCUUGUACAACAGUGUAGGGAGAUAUCCGGGUCGCGACCUGAGGCUGUACACCACACAGGGUUCGAGGCGAGUGGGGAGAGGCCCUUAUGGUGCAACCUGCUAUGACGAGUCGAGCUGCGCAAGCGUCAGGACACCUAUUGUUCCAGGACUGACCGGUGGCGUGUGCGACAGGUGUCGUCUCGACCAACAUGGCCAUGGCCAUGAAAGAGGCGGAGACCCCGCCUCCCGACGCCGUGGCCUUGGGAAGCAGCACGGACUCAGACGAGGACGAGUCGGCGUCACCACAGCGCCGCAGCUCUGUCACCAGUAACCCCGGGAAGCGAUGGGGAAGGCGGCGGCAGUCCUACACCGAGCAGAAACGGAAAAAACAACAACAGCAACACGACAAGCACAAGUGCAUGGAGGGAGACAUUGAGAUGUUUCGGGGCAUGAAGAAAAGGUGUAUGAAGCGAAGGUCCAAACAGCAAAAACGCAGCCCACAGCAGAUGAGCAGGUGUCGGGAGGCCUGCACCUGUCCGGUGCACAACAUCCAGCCCAGCGGGGGAUACUGGAUCGAGUGCUCGGGGCGGGAAAACACCUCGCCCGAGGACAGACAUGACGGCAAAGAGUCGUCUGACACCGACCAAACGUCAGCUGACGCAAAGAGAGUGUUUCACUUAGAGCCGACGGAAGAAGAGCAAUACCGAAAACAUCUGUAUGGAAAGCAACAUUGGAUUUACUACGCGUCUGAUGCAGAUAUCGGGCCGGUGGUCGUUGCCCUCCGACAAGAGCAAGGACAUGAAAGAGAAACCAUUCGACUACAGGUCCGUACGGGUGCCCAGUCGCUGGUGGGUCUGGUGCCGUUCUCUGCCCUGUGUGCGAACAGGUAUGACGCGGACCGCAUCUCAGCAGCCCUGGGGGAGGAGAUGGGGGUGGCCGGGCUGCACAGCGUCAGCCAUCCGCUGGCACCGGAGCAGCUCGUCAGGCUGGACGAUGAGCUGGAGAAGUCCGACUUCAAGGUGGGAGUUCUGUACGUGAAGGAGGGGCAGACAAAAGAGGAGGACAUCUUCGCCAACACCUGCAGCAGUCAGCUGUUUAACGAGUUCUUAGGAAACCUCGGGGAGCGGGUCAACCUGAAAGGUUUUGACGGUUACUGUGGCGGACUGGACAGGUCAGGUGACCUGACGGGUGAAACGUCGGUGUACACGGAGUGGCGGGGGCUCCGGCUCAUGUUCCACGUCUGCACACUCCUACCGCACGACCCUGCAGACAGUCAACAGGUCCAGAGGAAGAGGCACAUCGGGAAUGACCUGGUGUGUGUGGUGUUUCUGGCGGCCACACGGACAAGCUUCAACCCGUCAGUCAUCCAGUCUCACUUCCUGCACACCUACAUCGUGGUACAGGCCGACCCUGAACAGCGGCAUCCGCAGUAUAAAGUGUCCGUGGUGUCGCGGGAUGAGGUAUCACCUUACGGACCGCCCCUGACAGAGAGACACAUCUUUAGUAACGACUCGACAUUUAGAGAGUGGCUGUUGACAAAGAUCGUGAACGGUGAAAGGGCAUGUUACUCCAGUCCCAAACUGGCCUCUAUGCGGGAACGCACCAGGCGACACCUCCUGGACGAGCUGGUCAAGGACUUCUCAGAACAGAGCGAGAUUAUGAAGCAAGGAAAUCCUCUUUUCGGAAAUCGCAACAGAUCCACGCUGCUGCCGGACACUGUGCAGCAGGACGUCUGUAAGGUGGACGAGCUCAGCGCAGACUUCGCCACCGCCUUCUCAGGAAACAUGGCGGGCGUGUGUGACGUCACAUUCAUAGUCGGUCGGGAGCGAGCCCGCGUCCACGGAGUUCGAGCGAUCUUAGUGCUCAGAAACAGAGUCUUCAGAGACAUGCUGUUGGUCCAGUCUGACAAGAAGGAGAAGCCUGGCACCCCGUCCUCCUCCCCGCGGUCCCCCACAGCCCGCCGCCCCAGCCUCAGCGCGCCCGCCAGCCCGGUCUCCAAGUCUAAGAACCCGCUGCACCGCGUGCUCAACUUCACCAAGAGCGAGCAGCUGCGACCGCAUGACAGCUCAUCCAAAAAGCUGGAUAGAAAAUCGCCCACUAACUUCAGCUGGCCGAGAACGCCCCAGUUGCCGAAGACUGUGAAGGCCCUAGCGGAACUCGGUCGCGCUGCAUCCACCUCCACCAUCCCCAGCAAGCCUGCAGUGCCUGCACCAGACGAGUACCCCAUCCCAGACUUCGACCCGGCCGUGUUUUCCACCCUGCUCUGCUACCUACACACAGGGACAUGCACCAUCAGUCCUGACGUGUUACCAGGCCUGGCUGCUGCUGCUGACAAGUUCGAAGUGAAAGAUUUGAAGAAGGCCUGCCUCCGUUAUACCUCCAAACACCUGACUACUGAAAACGUAAGUGGACAGUCAAGAAUAAUUGAUAACUUCAAUUGA
Messenger RNA from Branchiostoma floridae (Florida lancelet), 2658 nucleotides. Its product is annotated as rap1 GTPase-activating protein 2-like. NCBI's taxonomy places the organism in Eukaryota, Metazoa, Chordata, Leptocardii, Amphioxiformes, Branchiostomatidae. Gene Ontology annotation, biological process: activation of GTPase activity; regulation of small GTPase mediated signal transduction. The record is from RefSeq and is a predicted model, not a curated record. The transcript is spliced from 15 exons. Gene Ontology annotation, molecular function: protein binding; GTPase activator activity. Gene Ontology annotation, cellular component: cytoplasm. The coding region runs from base 427 to 2658 and encodes 743 amino acids.